AUGCUGCGCCGGCAUCCUGGCAACAGUACGACGAACGUUGCUGUCGGACGCGGCAACCGGUAUUACUCGGUACACUCUCGUCAACUCGCACCACCUCAAGAUGCCUGCCCCCUUUGUCCCCGCGACGGCCAUUGUGGCACUGUCCGAUCCCAACAAGAUCUGCCAUUGCCCGGCAAAUACGGCGCCGGCUUCCAUCUCGACCUGCCCGAAGUGCUCUCUCCCAAAGUCGGCGGCCUCGGCUGCGUCGUCCUAGCUGCUCGCAGCCCGCGUGCGCUUCGAGGUGAAAAGGUUCGCAACGCCAACGUCAGAAACGAAAAAAGUCUCAUGGUUGGAGGGAAUGAGAGACGGCCUCGGGGUGGAGAGUCGCUCACCCAAAUCGGUACACAUCAGAAACUUUACAAAGCGGGAUUCAUCUUCAACCUGCAGGUGGACGUUGGCAUCACUUUGGGAUUCUUUCUUAAGUUGACUCGGAGAACCAGCCAUCUGUCAAAUCUCAUGCGAAGUCGACAAACCAAGAUGCCUCCCCCCCCCCCCCCUCGGACUGCGAGUGGAAAAUCAUCAACUCGAGACGAGUGGCCCCGCCACGUCCGUAAAGCCCUUGCCCCUCAAAUCCGCAUCGCCCCCAUCGCGGACCGAGUGGGUGGGCUGGUGGGACGCAAACCGCACUUCGCCAACCCAGCGAAAAUGAACCCGCCAUCGCCGUCGCCGACCAGCAAGCAUUGCGAGCGACUCGGUCGCCCGGACGGCCUCAUUGGCUCAGUGGUAAAGCGUCUCACUAGUAAUGAGAAGAUCGGCGGUUCGAUUCCGCCACGAGGCAAAUCUCGGGAUCUCAUGAUGGCUUCACGGCCGUCUCACCCUCCAACCACCCCUUGGCGAUUCUAUCUCUGCCGGCCUUGUUGGCUCAGUGGUAAAGCGUCUCACUAG
Molecule: messenger RNA, 924 nt
Organism: Colletotrichum higginsianum IMI 349063
Lineage: Eukaryota; Fungi; Ascomycota; Sordariomycetes; Glomerellales; Glomerellaceae
Exons: 5
Coding region: 1-924 (307 amino acids)
Source: RefSeq, a predicted model, not a curated record